Striga hermonthica is the source of this 1785-nucleotide messenger RNA. The record is from the annotation of a GenBank genome assembly. NCBI's taxonomy places the organism in Eukaryota, Viridiplantae, Streptophyta, Magnoliopsida, Lamiales, Orobanchaceae.
AUGAAGAUCUGUAUUGCACCCAUAGUUUUUUCAGCAUGGCUCACGCUCUUGGCCUACAGACUUUUAUCAUCAUCAAGAAGAAGAAGAAAACAUGGACAAAUUCGUCAUCAUCACAACCAAGAUGACGCAAUCGGUGAACUACCGGAUUGUGUCCUGAUCUCCAUCCUCACGCUCCUGCCGGUCAAGGAUGCUAUUCGGACCAGUGUCUUGUCCAAACGGUGGACGACUCUUUACAAAUUUGUCGUCCACCUCAACCUCCACUGCCAUCACCUCGAUAAUGAUCGUUAUAGAUUUGAUAUGGUCAAACGAUAUGUGUAUCGCCAUUGCAAUAUAGAUAUCAGCUUCAUCACUCGUCGCCUUUAUAAAUCGAUCGAUAUCCGUCACAUAUCCUCAAAGUAUUUCGACUCCCGACGUGGUUCUAAAAUUCAUAGUCUUGUUUUCUGUUGUUGUCUGAUCAAAUCAUACCCCUACCACUUUUCAUACAUGGGAGGAUUCCGGGCAUUCCUUAAAUAUCUAGAUAGCACAGCUGACGUUAAGAAACUUGUUGUUCAAUGUUGUUGUUUGGCGAUGCAGCCACAGCCCUGCUGCCCUUAUUCGUAUUCUUGCGUCCACCUUCUUUACUGUAUGCCCCGCUUGAGGUACUUGGAGUUUAAAUCGAUCUACACCUGGCAGUGCUUGCCCAAAUUGCAUACCAAUAUGUCCCUCCGGAAUAUGAGGUUGAGUAAAGUUACUGUACUCGACGGGGCACUAGACCUCAUCCUGUCGGGUUGUUUGGGCCUCUGCUCAUUGAGGAUGGAUUACUGUGAGUUUCGUAGUUCGAAAUUGCAUAUAUGUGGGCCCAACCUUCGACUGGAGCAUCUCGACAUCGAGGAGUGCAGAGGGGUGGAGGAGAUCGAGCUUUGUGCCAACAAUCUUGUUACGUUUGAGUUCCAGAGCCGCAGUAAAGUAGUCGAGCUCAUAUUCGACCAUGUCCCUCGGCUGCAGAGCAUGUAUUAUGUCUUUGAACAAGACAUUAUGUUACAUGUUUUUGUUAGACGUCCCUCUGAAUUGCCUACCAAUCAGCUCAAGUCGUUAGCUUUUGUUAACAAAUAUGACAUCAGUAAAGCUGUUAUUUAUUGGGUUCGGAAGGUUGGUCAGACUAAUACAUAUAGUAACCUUAGACAAUUAAGGUUGCGGUUUUCUCAUACAACCUACACAACUAUGCUUUUGGGGAUAAUUCGACUUCUUCGGAGUUGCCCGCUCUUACUCGAGUUUCACUUGGAUACUGAAACUGUGGAAAGUGAUGGUCGUAAAGCAAUGAGACCACCGACAGCAGAAACACAUUCGCACUUGAAAAAAGUGGAAAUAACAGGAUUUUGUGGAUCUAUAAACGAAAUCGAGUUUGCGUUGUACAUACUUGAAAAUGCAACCUGUCUGGAGCAAAUGCAGAUAAGCCGGUGUCCCAAUAAGUGGCACACUGGGUUUGGCAGGUGGAUGGAGCAUGAAGACAAGCCUCGUUGGAGUCGGCAGACACGGAAAAACAUCCGCCAACAGUUGCAAGGCCGAGCUCUUUCGGAGACCGCACGAAUUUUCAUCUUCUUCACAGCCUCGGGCGUUUUGACCUCGCACAGCUUCUUCGUCUUCUUCUUCUUCACCUUCUCCGCAGCCAAUUUUCGGAUCGCCAGUUCUUUUCCAGCGGUCGUGUCGAUUUUCUUCGGAAGAAUCGAGGUUCUCGCAGAGGUCGGAAUCGUGUACGAGCUCUUGACCUUGACGAUCUUUUUCGAUCUGACGAGCCUUUUCAAUUAA